UGUGAAGUACAACAAAUUGAACGGUUCUGAUUUAUGAUCCGGAAAGGUCAAUGCUGCUGCAAAGUAUUGGAACAUUUUUUUUAUCUAAGUUAAGUAGAGCUUACUUAAGCUGAAACAAAACCCUAAAUACUAUAUAUCAACGAAAAAUAAAAGGGCUCUGGUUAUCUAUUACUUAUAUAUCGUUUCGCAUUCUCACUAGAAGCCAUUUGUUUCUAUUACUUUCUCUUAUUGCAUGGACUGAGAGAGAUUAGAUCGUGCUUUUUUCUCUCAUAUUUCUCUUUCCUGAAAGCAUCAAUAACACUGGUUUGAAUAUCUAUAUAGCAAAGAUGUCUCGGAGUUGUUCACAGUGCGGUAACAACGGCCACAACUCACGCACCUGCUCGGAGGCGGUUGGUGGUGGUGGAAGCAGUGGUGCUGGCAGCGGGGAGAAUAAUCAGAAUGGAAUCAUGUUGUUUGGUGUACGGGUCGCUGAGGGCGCCUCCUUCAGGAAAAGUGUUAGCAUGAACAAUCUUUCUCAAUUUGAUCAGCCUCAAGAUUCAAACGCGGAUGCUGGUUAUGUCUCCGACGACGUCGUUCACGCCUCCGGCAGGAGCCGUGAGCGCAAGAGAGGUGUUCCUUGGACGGAGGAAGAGCACCGACUAUUCUUGUUAGGUCUACAGAAAGUUGGAAAAGGAGAUUGGAGAGGAAUUUCCAGGAACUUUGUGAAGACACGUACACCUACUCAAGUUGCUAGCCAUGCGCAGAAGUAUUUCCUCCGCCGUUUUAAUCAGAAUAGGAGGCGCCGUAGAUCUAGUCUUUUUGACAUCACAACUGACUCGUUCAUGUGUACAUCAAUGGAAGAAGAUCAAGCUCAUCAAGAAACGGUAACAGUUCCACAGCCUGCACAACAACUGGGAGGAUUUCCUGUGUCAACAUAUCCAGUAGUGUUGCCGGUAAGCGGAGAAAACUCCAUGGAGAAUCUAACUUUAGGUCCAAGCAGCAGCCAACAGAGAACAUUAACAAAGCCCACCCGUCCAAUACCGAUACUUCCGGUGCCUCCAUCUUCAAAAAUGGCUAAUCUGAACUUGAACCAGAAAGCUACGCAAACCCAAAUAGAGCCUUUGCCUCUGUCACUGAAACUCUCAGCACCAUCAUCAUCUUCUUCCGAUGAGAAGUCGGCUCCGACGACAACAAAGACAUCACACUCGUCCGCUUUUCAGGCCAUGUCAAGUGGUGAUAGCAUUAUCAGUGUUGCUUGAAGAAUAUAUGAUUAAUUAAAUUACUUUUAGGUGAUGUAAAGGGGAAAUUAAAAGACUAGGUAAUUAAAUUAUUAAUUAGGUGAUUAGGUGAUUCCUUGUUUGUACAGGUUAGAGAGAGACAGAGAUGGGCUGUCAUUUUCGUUGUGGGGGAUUCUUGCUUGGUUUGUCUAGUUUCUUUUGUUGUGAAAUGAUAGAGAACCAGGUACUCUGCGUCGCUGUAUUUGGUUUUGUUGGUCUAUGAAAACUUCAACAACUUAGAAAAAUAUCUCUAAUUCCUUAUUCUAUUUAUGUGAUGCCUAUUUUUGUGUUAAUUUUAAUUACAAGAUUAUUAUUCGUCUCAACUUGGAA
This is a messenger RNA of Pistacia vera, 1586 nucleotides long. RefSeq names its product transcription factor MYB1R1. NCBI's taxonomy places the organism in Eukaryota, Viridiplantae, Streptophyta, Magnoliopsida, Sapindales, Anacardiaceae. Gene Ontology annotation, biological process: response to ethylene; response to auxin; response to gibberellin. Bases 327 to 1238 code for a protein of 303 amino acids. The transcript has 3 exons. Gene Ontology annotation, molecular function: zinc ion binding; DNA binding. The record is from RefSeq and is a predicted model, not a curated record.